AUGGAAGCUCCCGGCUCUGGCGAUCCCGCACCUCCACGCCUGGGCGCAGUUGCCGUCAAGCUUCCCCCGUACUGGCCGUCCGAUCCUGCUCUAUGGUUCGCCCAUAUCGAGUCCCAGUUUGCCACCCGUGGGGUCAGCUGCCAACUGACGAAAUUCCACUACGUGGUCUCAGCGCUUUCCCCAGCCGAAGCGGCUGAAGUUCGCGAUAUCAUUAUGACCCCACCCGCAUCACGACCUUUUGACAGGCUGAAAGAAGAGCUCGUCCGGCGCACAACGGCUUCUGAGCAACGGCGCUUGCAACAACUGAUCAUCUCAGAAGAAUUGGGCGACCGCAAGCCGUCCCAACUCUUGCGCCGGAUGCAGCAACUUUUGGGGAACAGUGCGUCAUCGGUCGAUGCUUCCAUCGUGCGCGAGCUCUUCCUCCAGCGUCUUCCAUCGAACGUUCGCAUGAUCCUGUCCAGCUCAGCCAGUAUCCCUCUCGACGAAUUGGCGCAGCUAGCAGACAAGAUUAUGGACAACAUGAGCCUUCCCAUCGCCACUCCGGCGUUGUCCGCCGUGGUUGCGCAGCCCGAAGAGCAAUCCGAAUUGGCUAGACUUCGAGCAGACGUCGCCAAACUUACGGAACUCGUCAUCUCUAGCCAUCGAAUUCCUCGUUCCCGAAGCCCCAGCCCUGCACCCCCGCGCACUAGAUCCUCAUCGUUCCGUCGCUGGCGUCGCAGUCCGAGACCUCGCGAUCCAGACAGUACCCUUUGUUGGUACCACGAGACCUUCGGCGACCGUGCUCACAAGUGCACCCCUCCCUGCUCUUUUCCGGGAAACCGUCUUGCCAACAACUGA
Molecule: messenger RNA, 837 nt
Organism: Ornithodoros turicata
Lineage: Eukaryota; Metazoa; Arthropoda; Arachnida; Ixodida; Argasidae
Exons: 1
Coding region: 1-837 (278 amino acids)
Source: RefSeq, a predicted model, not a curated record